Molecule: messenger RNA, 1919 nt
Organism: Pseudoliparis swirei
Lineage: Eukaryota; Metazoa; Chordata; Actinopteri; Perciformes; Liparidae
Exons: 3
Coding region: 198-1427 (409 amino acids)
Source: RefSeq, a predicted model, not a curated record
GUGGUAAUGUUCGCCAUGUUACAUUUUAACAACAACAUGCAAACUGAUGGGGACUGACACGUUGUUCCAUGUUAAACUAGUGUUGUUUUCACGAAUUAUAUCAACGGCUUCAUCAUCAUAAACAUGUUUUUUUUAACUUGACACCAUGUUUUUUCCCCUUACUUUUUUGUAUAUUUAAAACCAGCCUCUGAACCAAGAUGCCCCGCUCUGCAACCAAGUCUCAAGCUGACAAGCGCAAUAGGUCGUCUGUUCGAGUGACUCCACUUCCGACGCAAGACGAUAUCAUCCCUGGUCGCUUAACUCGGGCCCAAUGGACGGACAUGUUGAUGGAGGAUGCAGAUGAGACGGUGGGGGAGAUCAUGGAGGAACUGAUGACCAAAGUCGUGGAAGGUUGUUUAAAAGUGUACAUUGAGAGACAGAUACCAGCUUUCUCCACAUCCUGGGCCAAGAACUACCUCAUACAGAUUCUAGAGCGCCAAAUCCUGUGCCCAAAUGAAGGGGGAGAACCAAAGGAAGUAUAUAAAAUAGAAGACUCAGAGCCUGUGCCAGUAACUUCAGAUCCCUGGCUUCAAGGAUGUGUACUCGUUGUAAAUGCUCCCAGUCGACCUCACCCCGCCUCACAACAGGAGGAUGACGAUGGUCAGGUCCCGGGACAAACAGAGCCAGGAGCCAACCGGCGAUGUCAUAUUAUGGCCCGAAGAAAAAGCUCUCCAAAGCAAUCUGAAAAGGAAACAAGUCCCAGUAUGCCGGUCAGUUCCGAGUGCCAUGAAGCGCUUAGUCCUCGCCCUCCACCAAAAAUUGAACGAAAGAAAAAGCAGUGGGUUCAUUUACCGCCAGUUCCAAGCAAAUUACUUCCGCGUCUAUCGUGUUCAGCAGAGAAAAGGGAUGUGGAUGUAGAGGGACACAAUUCUAUACAUUCUCUACACAACCACACAACUGGAUCGUCGUAUCAUCGCAAGACCGACCGACCGACACAAAAGCUCGAUCCCUCCUGCUUGCCUCGACACUGCGUCUUUCCUCAGUACGAGAUUGUGGAUGACGACGACACAAAACCUAACUCCAAGAAACCAAGUGGACUAUCCACACGAGAGCCGAGACAUAGCGAGCAGCGAACUGAUUGCACGGUAACCUCACUGACGCAACGACCCAGCUCAGGUGUCUGGCUGAAGACGUUGUCCCCCUCUAGACAGAGAAAGGACAGGAUGUUGUCCUCUGGGUCUCUGAGACUCGACACGAUGGUUUUCGCCAAGGGUGUUUCUCUCUUGGAUUCUCAAGAAGUUGGAAUUAACACUCAUAAAUGCAACCCUCCGACAAAGUCUACCAAGCCGAGGCCGACACGAAGUGAUGUUGCCGAGCCAAUGUUGUCAGUUGAUCAGGUUACCACAGAUCCACCACCUCAAGUAACCCGUUUGUUUCAGUCCAAGUGAAAUGUAGUGAUAGCAUUACUGCGGCUGUAUUAAGACCAGACUUAAAAUAUCCUUCUAAUACAAGUCAUUGUGUACCCUGUAGGCUUAAAACUAUUUAUGAAUGUUGUGAGAUAUACUGUGCACAUAUUUAAAAUUAUACUGAAAAUAAUGUAUUUGUUGCCGUUGCUUCGAUAUUCUAUCAAUAGAUAAUUAUAGAAAUCUAUAGAUAAGUGCCUCACAGCAUAUAGCAAACAUAUCUCAUAUCCCACCUGAGGAGACGCCUCUGUAAUCUCAAUAACUGGAGAGUGAUGGCCUUCGAUCAUCACAACAAGAAAAGGACCUCCGCUGUGCCAUGGAAGCAAAAAGGCAACACAGAAAGGAGAGAACCACCAUAAAAACCGCAAAUACCUGCGAGUCUGCGACACACUUCAACAGACCCUGUGGAUCCAAGACUGACUGUCAUGUUCGACUGAGUGAUUCCUAUAAAGAUGCUUUUACAAAUAAAUGUGCCAU